Messenger RNA from Leptosomus discolor (cuckoo roller), 1178 nucleotides. The record is from RefSeq and is a predicted model, not a curated record. Lineage: Eukaryota; Metazoa; Chordata; Aves; Leptosomiformes; Leptosomidae.
CUGGGCUUCGAGGAUGUGAUCGCGGAGCCCGAGCUAACCCACUCCUUCGACAAAGUGUGGAUCUGCAGCCACGCUCUCUUUGAGCUCAGCAAGUACGUGAUCUACAAGCUCCUGACCCUGGUCCUUGCCAUACCGCUGGCCCUGGUCGUGGGGAUCGUCUUCGCCGUGCUCAGCUGCCUGCACAUCUGGAUUGUGGUGCCUUUCGUGAAAACCUGUCUCAUGGUCUUGCCUUCAGUGCAAACUGUAUGGAAGAGCCUGACAGAUGUUUUCGUCGAACCAUUCUUCCACAGCCUAGGCCGAUGCUUUGCCAUGGUUAAUAUACGCCUGGACCAAGAGUAAAUGUCAGGGAUGCGACACUGCUGUAAUUGUAGCUGGUGUUAUACCUCUUUGCUAACCUAACAUACAAGCACUUACCAUUCAUUCCAAACUGUUAGAUUACAAUGGCUGGUUUAAGUGGGAACAUGCUAUUUUUUCUAAAACUCAUUUAUUUUCAGGGAGAUCAGUUUAAGAAUAAGUAGGCAGUUUUCAUAGCUCACCAUUUUAACAACAGAGCAAAGGCGGAGUAUGUUGGCAACACUUUAUUUUAAUGGUACGUCAAUUGCUAGAUUACAGGAGAAUUCUCGGGGAGGUUUAACAGCCACCAAAGUGAUAAUGAUUGACGUUAUUACUAUAAAUAUUUAAAUAGGCUGUGAUACCUGAGGUGAAACUGAUCUCUAGGGUUUCCCAUUGACUUUGCUGUCAGUCCACCAGGGAUUUUUUUUGGCCCUCACUAUGCAGAAGGAUCAACUCAGUCCUUUAUUAUCAACAGUUAAAAUGAACGUGACUCAUUGCAUAAGCAUACAGGGAAAGGAACUGUUGUGUAAUUCUCCUAUAUUGGGGAGGAAAAGCUCCCUGGAAGCUUAUCCCUUAAAAUAAGGUGUUAGCUAAUGAUUUGGAACAUCAGCUAAUCUGUAUAUUUUAUUUAAUGAGAGGUUAACUUUGCUGUAUAUUUUGUACUUUUGUAAAUGGCACUUGAUCAGUUUUCUCUGAAGCAUUGUUUCUAUAGUAUUUGAAUUCUGACUAACUUACUAGGCAGCAAGAGUGAGACACGGCAAAAAAUUACUUCAGAUAACUAAAAUUUCAGUUUCUAGAUUAUGUAGAUUUGUAAGUGUUGGCGUGCAAUUCUAGUAUAUUCAUUA